Danio aesculapii is the source of this 11478-nucleotide messenger RNA. It is a transcript of the gene golgb1, whose product is annotated as golgin B1. Gene Ontology annotation, cellular component: Golgi apparatus; membrane; endoplasmic reticulum-Golgi intermediate compartment. Lineage: Eukaryota; Metazoa; Chordata; Actinopteri; Cypriniformes; Danionidae. The record is from RefSeq and is a predicted model, not a curated record.
CUGUUUCCGGGAUGUUUGGUGAUGUGGCUCUGGAAUCCUGGAGACGAAAUUGAUCAAAUAAACCACGCAGCUCUUCCGUGCGCCGAUUAAACAGGUCAGCCAUGUUUAGCCGGCUGACCCAAGGGGUGUCCUCGGUUCUCCAUGAGCUCUCGGGUGAGGAACGCUCUGAUGGAGACUUCCAGCAGGAUGGUCUGGUGCCACAGCCUGUUACUGCUGCCGAAUCAUCCCAAGAGGGCCCGGGACCCUCAGAAGAGGUACUGGAGAGGCUUGCCCAGACUGAACAGCUGGUGGUUCACCUAAAGGAGCUGAUUCGAGAGAAAGACAGCCAGCUCGCCAGCACUGAAAAACAGCUCAAGGAGGAGAAGGAGCAGGCAGAAAUCAAGUUUACGAAGCUUAAAAUGCAGGCGAAGGCCAAGAUGGCCUCCUUAAACAAACAGAUCACUGAGCUGAAAGGACAAGACGUGUCAAACAGCAGUCAGAAUUCAGAGAGCUCCUUCCAAAUGGCUCCAGGAGUGGAGGAGGAGCUCCAGCAGCUGAAGGAAAAGCUCAGUCAGGCAGAGUUGGCCAAUAAGAUGCUCCAGCAGCAGCUCUGGGAGGCUGAGCAGCGUGUGAGAGAGGAGGGUCAUGCAGAGCAGGUGCGAAUCUUGCAAGCUGUGGUGAAGGAAAAAGAUGUUCGAUUUCAAGAACAAAUCCUCAAACAUGAGCAGGAACUCCUUAGUCUUUCACAAGCCACAAAUGAUGCUGACUUGCAGCAGGCUCUUCGUGCUUCCCAGAGGCGAAUAGAGGAGUUGGAGGAGUCCUUGCGUUCUCGUUCAGAAGUCCUAGAAAUGUUGCAGCAGGAACUCAACAGUGCAGACCAGCAGAAACAGAUUCUGACUACUCAGUUCAGGCAGAUGGAGCUGGAGUUGGCAGAAGCCCAAAGACUGAGGGAAGAGGAGAGGAAAGCUGAGGAAGAACUGCAGGCUCUAAGAGUCAAACUAGAGAUUUUAGAGAGUGAACGAGACCACACCACCAGUUCUCUCAAUGCUGAAUUGCUGAAAAAGACUGCAGAGAUGGAUAAAAUGAGAGCAAAACUUGAAUCUGAAGAAAAGGAGAAAAAAGAAAUGCUGGAGAGAUUGAAAGAAAGAGAGACUGGCUUUGAGGCACAGCUGGCCAACAUGAAAGUAUGUCUAGAAGCCAGAAUGGAGACGUCAGAGAGUGAGAGAGAGCAGACCAUUAAUGUUCUUAACAUCAACAUCACCCGUCUCAAUGCUGAGUUACUGAAAAAGACAGCAGAGUUGGAUGAAAUAAGUGCGCAUCUUCAAUCUGAGCAAAGAGAGAAGGAAGAAAUGCUGGAGAAAUUAAAAGAAAAAGACACUAACUUUGAAGCAGAACUUGCCAACAUGAAAGCAUCUCUAGAAGCUAGAUUAGAAACAGAGAGUGAAAAUGAACAGACUAUCAGUGCACUUAGAGUUGAAUUACAAACAAAAAUGGCAGAGCUGGAUGAAAUGAGAACGAAGCUUGAAUCUGAAGAACGAGAUAAUAAGGAGAUACUUGAGAAGUUUAAAGAGCGAGAGAUCAGCUUUGAGGCUGAACAGGCUAACAUAAAAGCAUCUCUAGAGGCUAGGUUAGAAACAUCAGAUAGUGAAAAAGAGCAGAUCAUCAGUGCUCUCAAUGCAGAAUUACAAAUAAAAAUCACAGAACUGGAUGAAAUGAGAGCAAAGCUUAAAUUUGAAGAAUGUGAAAAGCAAACAAAAGCAGUCGAGUUGGAUGAAAUGAGAGCAAAACUUGAAUCUGAAGAAAGAGAGAGAGACCAAUUGCUUGAGAAGUUUAAAGAGAGAGAAACUAGCUUCAAUGUUGAGCUAGCUAACAUAAAAGCAUCUCUAGGAGAUAGUUUAGAAACAUCAGCAAGUAAAAACGAGCAAAUCAUCAGUGCUCUCAAUGCAGAAAUGCAAACAAAAAUCACAGAACUGGAUGAAACGAGAGCAAAACUUGAUUCUGAAGAAAGAGAGAGAGACCAAUUGCUUGAGAAGUUUAAAGAGAGAGAAACUAGCUUCAAUGUAGAGCUAGCUAACAUAAAAGCAUCUCUAGGAGAUCGAUUAGAAUCAUCAGCAAGUGAAAACGAGCAAAUCAUCAGUGCUCUCAAUGCAGAAAUGCAAACAAAAAUCACAGAGCUGGAUGAAAUGAGAGCAAAACUUAAAUGUGAAGAAUGUGAAAAGCAAACAAAAAUUAUUGAGCUGGAUGAAAUAAGAGCAAAACUUGAAUCUGAAGAAAGAGAGAGAGACCAAUUGCUUGAGAAAUUUAAACAGAGGGAAACAAGUUUUGAGGCAGAGCUAUCCAACCUAAAAUCAUCUCUAGAGGCUAGAUUAGAGACAUCAGACAGUGAAAAAGAGCAGACCAUCAGUGCUCUCAAAGCAGAUUUACAAAAAAAGACUGCAGAAUUUGAUGAUUUGUUGGAGAAACUUACAGCUGAAGAGAAAGAAUGGGCGGAGACAUUACAAGAGAGACAAACAAGCUUUGACAGAGAGCUCAGCAACCUCCAAGGCUGUCUGGAAGUUGCAGAGAAACAGAAAGAGGAAAUGACAAAGCAGCUUGAGAUGGAAGCAACAAGUCACAUGGAAAAGCUUCAUCAUCUUCAGGAAAAGCUUGAUGAAGUAGAAAGGGCAAGAGAAGAAGAAUCUAAGAAUGAAAAAGAUCGCUUGGCACAGAUGCAAUAUGAGCUUGAGUCCUUGAGAGAGACAUUAGGUGCCAGUAAUGCAGAGCAAAAAGCAGGGCUGCAAGCCAAGAAUGCACUGGAAAAGCUUUGGAAAGGGAUCCAAUCGUUGACAACUUCUGGGGAGGCAGAGGUAGAAAUAUCAGUUCCUACUGACCCUGCACAGAUCUUAGAGGUGUUACCUGCUCUACAAACUCGGCUGAGCAAACUUACGGAUGAACAGCAGGAGAGUCAAGCACGCCUCUCCCAGAUCACACUCACCCUACAGUCUCUGCAAGGUCAACUGGAUAAAAGCACAGCUGAGGGAGAGGAGUCAGUUGCUAGGAUACAAGAACUGGAGCAACAACUUGUGACUGUUCAGGUUUCUGGUGAGUCAUUGGGGGAUCACGUGACUGACCUGUCUGUGAGGGAUUUGGGCAGGACACACCAGGAUAACACUGGAGAUGGACAUUCAUCAGAAAAUCAAUUAAAGAAAGAUCGGAUACUGUUUCUAGAGCAGCAGCUUGCAGAAAGAGAAGAAGAACUUUUUGCUCUCAGAGAAAAACUGUCACUCACCACCAGCCAGUCUCUGAAUAUCCCAGAGGAAAGUGUAGUCAGCAUAAGCAGAGACAUUGCUGGGUUGGACAACUCUGAUGUUCUUGAGGUUUCACAAGAGGAGGAGACAACACUUGUGGCAGUAGACGCCUCUGUUCUCUCUGUCUCUGGUGGCAAUGACAGUAGCCCAGAGCUUAUAGCACCUCAGCCCGGGUCUCCUGGAGAAUCAAAGGGUACUUCUUCAGAUGAGAUGGUGACAAGUAGUGAUUCAGAGGUGGCCCAUAGUAGCUGGACUCUUCUGGAGGCAGUCAACCAAGAUGCGACUCAAGAAUGGCAGUCCCACAUUCAGGACUUUGCCUCUCUGCGCUUAUCCACACAGUCUUGGGAAGAGACCUCUGAAGAGCAGAUUGCACCAAACAGCUGCAUAGUUGAUAUUGAAGCACCAUCUUUAGUUAUUCAUGAAACUGUGCAGGUACGUCUUGCUCAACAGGAGGGAAGUCUAUUAAAUACAGAUCCAAGCACCGGUCAGACUUUUGCACAGGUCUUGGCUGAAGAGAUUCAGAAAAGGUAUAGUGAAAUUCUGGGUGAGCUUCAGCAGUUUAAAGACUCAGCCUUGCAAUCACAGGAGAAAGUCUACCAGCUGGAGGAGGCGUUGGAGUCACUUACUGCUUACAAAAAUGAGGCAGAGUCCAGGGCAAACAUCUUUGAGAAAGAGCUGAUUGAAACUAAGGAGUUGAUUAAACAAGAAAAGUUUAAUGGACAAAGUGCCGCUGAGCAGUUUCAGAAUUUGAAGGAAGAGGUUCAGUCUAAGGAUGAUAAGCUGCAAAUUUUACAAGCAGCUUUUGAUGAAGCACAGCAAAGACUUGAUGAAACCCAGCAAAGACUUGAUGAAGCCCAGCAAAGAGUUGUUGAAGCCCAGCAAAGAGUUGCUGAAGCCCAACAAAGACUUGAUGAGCAGGAAGGUCAAGCCAGAAUGCUGGCUGCUCAGUUGGAAGAAAGAGAGCUCAGUUUCUCUGAACUGGAACAGAAACUCCUGGACAUAGAGGGAAGAUUAGUGCAGGUCUCUCAUGAGGCGGACACGGCCAAAGCCACCAUUGUGGACAGGACUGCUGAGUUGGAAGACCUACAAAAGUGUCUUUCACAGAAAGACCAGGAAAUGAUGGAACUCAGUAAUAGCAUGAGUGUCAAACUGCUCCAGGCAGGAGAGGAAAAAUUUGCAUUAUCUGGUGAAGUUAAAAAGCUAAAAGAUCAAAUUAAUGAACUUGAGAGUAUAAAGAAUGACCAGCAGAAAGUCAUAGAUGGUCAAACAUCUGAAAGUGAGCAGUUUGUUGCUUUACGAAAGGAAAAAGAGGACUUGGCGACUCAAAUGGCUGCCAUGAAGAAAGAUGGAGAACACAUCAAGAGAAAGCUGCAGGCAGCUCUGAUUCAGCGGAAAGAACUGAUGAAAAAAGUUGCAGACUUUGAAAAGGAGGCUGAGAGCAGGGAAGACAAGGAAAAAGAUGGUUAUGAGGAAAUAACUAUUCAGUUCAAAAAUGAAAUUAAGGAAAAAGAGCUAGAAAUACAGAGACUUGAUGCCUUAUUACAAGAAACUAGAGAUGUUUUAAAUUUAAAAGAAGAAACUUUAGUAAGUCUGAAACAAAAAAUUAGUAACCAGGAUCAAGCAUUGACUGAGUCACAUGCAGAAAUUCAACGACUGACAGAGCAGUAUGUAGAAAUAAAUGAACAACAUAUGUCACAGGUGGAUGAGGACAAAAUAGACUUUUCGCAGAUAGCAUCCAUGGAAUCUGAAAUCGAAACAAUGCGUGAAAAGUUUCAGCAAUCCACUGAUGCUUAUGAGGAUGCUGUUAUGAGUACUCAAGAGAAAGAACGUCACCAUCUUGAGCAGACAAAACAAAUGAAAGAGGAGUGCAGGGACCUUCUUGAACAACUCAAUACUGAGAAAGGAGAGAAAACUGGGUUAUUGAAUCGCAUUAUGGAGCUAGAGGGUCUACUAGAAUCAAAGAAUACUGCAGACAAAGUGGAAAGUGUAAAUGUUGGGCCUACAACACAGAAUCUUGAGAAACCAGAGACAAACGAUUGGGGUCAGGAGGAUUGGGUUGAUUUUGCCACAACUGAGACUGAGACACCACAAGAGCAAUCUCAACAGCCCAUGGUGAAAAAUUCUGAGGACAUUAUAGAUGCUCUCCAGGAGGAAUUAAAAUUUGAACGGGCUGCUCAUGCAGAUUUACAAGUACGUCUACAUGAGAGCCAGUCAUCUCAAUCACUGACAGAUAGUAAAUUCAAAGAGCUUUGUAAAGAACAUGAAGCCUUGAAAGAAAAGGAGAGGCAUAUUGAUGCUCUCACUGAGGAAAUAGAGACUCUCAGGGAGAAAUGUCAGCGAGCUGAAGCUCAUGCUGAGAAGCUGAAAGUAGAGGUGGAUGAAGCUUGGGAGGCAGCUAAAAGAAGCAUCUCUGAUGCAGAGUCUCCAAUUAAAGCUCUUCAGUCGGAAGUAGAAGAAUUUAAACAAUUUCUUAAAUGCAAGAAUGAUGAGAUUGUUGAUUUAAGCCAACAGCUUAGUGAACAAAGUUCUCUUCUACUUAAGAUGCAAGAAACUGUACAGGAAAAAGAUCAGCAAAUUGUUUCCCUCCAACAAGGGCUAAAAACUGAGCAAGAUAGGGUUCAGAAACUAGAAGCGGAACUGCCACAGCGUGAGGAAGAAGAGAAGGAUAAUGGUGUCAAACUCCAACAGUUGCAACGUAAACUGCAGGCUGCUCUUGUGUCACGCAAGGAGGCACUUAAAGAGAAACAGGCGCUAAAGGAGGAACAGGCUGCUGCAGAAAAAAACAAAUUAGAACUACAUCAGAAGCUGGAGUUAAUAGAGAUGGAGCUACACAAGUCAAGAGAAGAGAGGGAGAAGUUAAUUAAAGAGGUGGAUCGAACUUUGUUGGAAAACCAAAGCCUGAGUGCCUCAUGUGAAAGCCUGAAACUUGCUAUGGAGGGUGUUUUGAAUGAAAAGGAUGCAUGCAAACGUCAAGCUGAGAUUGCCAAAGAGGAAUCCGAACAAGUGUGCAGGCAGCUGGAGGAAAAGGUGCAAAACAUGAAAGAAGAGUAUGAAUCCCUCCUUAAGUCAUAUGAAAAUGUGAGUGAUGAGGCAGAACGAGUGAGAAAAGUGCUUGAAGCUGCUCGACAGGAGAGGCAGGAAUUAGCUACCAAGGCACGAGCUCAUGAGGCAGCCAGACAAGAGGCAGAAAGGUUAGCUGAGGAGGCUACGAAGGAGGUGGAUGUUGUAAAAGAUAAAAUGAGGAAGUUUGCCAAGGUCAAGCAUCAGAAGAUUAUGGAUCUAGAAGAGGAGAAUGAAAGGCUUCGGGAGCAGGAAGAGAAGAAACUGACCAAACAUACAGAAACUGAUGUGAAACAAGAGCUUGAGAGAAUCAAACAAGAGCUUGAAAUAUUGAAAGCAAAUUACAAUAAAGCUGUGGAUGAUAAAAAGUCUUUGGAGCUUGAAGCUGAGGAGUUGAGACUGCGUUUGGAGAAAAUUGACAGAAAAGGCGUUGAAACCCUUGACACAUGCUCUGUGGAAACUAUUAAAGAGGUUAAAGUAAUCGCACAGCAGAACAGUCCUGAUUUAAUUGAAAUCCAAGAGUAUCAGUGUGACAGCAUAUUCCCAGAGGCUAAUCUUACUAAACCAUUGGAAUCAAUUCACACUGAACCUCACCAAGAAGUGACAGAAGUGCAAACAAAGAUUGAGAUUACAACUCAAACAGAAGAGAGACUCAAAGAACUGGAGACCUCUUAUGAAAUUGCAGAGAAUAAGAUAAAGGAACUUGAAGGUGCCCUUGAGGACCACAUGGAAUCUAGAAACAAUCAAAUUCUUGAUGCAGAGCUUACCUCCAUCAAACAACAGCUUCAGGAGUCUUUAGAAAGAGAAGGCAUCCAUAAAGAAGAGAUCUCUAAGAAAGAGAAUCAACUACAGGAACUUCGCAGGAACCUUGAGGCUGAAAGGGAUGACCUGGAGGAGAGGCUGAUGAACCAACUGGCUCAACUCAAUGGCAGCAUUGCUGGUUAUCAGCAAGAGGCGUCUGAUGGUCGUGAUCGACUCACAGACAUGCAGAGGGAUUUGGAGAAAUUGGAGAGAGAGCGGGCUGAGUUGGAGGCUGAGGUGUUAAGUGAGAGGGACCGGGCAGCCAGGAUGGAAGAGGACAUGAGGCAGGCCCACCGAGAAAGAGCAGAGGCUGAGGCUGAGACAGGCAAACAGAGAGAGCUGGAGCAGAAAUUGAAAUCAGCACAGAGGUUUAAAGAAGGUAGUCAAAACAGAACGCGUCAGCUUGAGGAAUUGCUGAGGGAGAAGCAACUUGAAGUCCGCCAGCUACAGAAAGACUGCAUCGGGUACCAGGAAAGAAUAAGCGAACUGGCUAAAGAAGUUAAGUCAUUGUUGCUGGUAAGAGAUGAAGUGAGGGCAGAACUUGAGGCAGCACGCUUGGAAAUUGCAUAUAUUUUGCAAGACAAAGCUACCAUUGCAUCUGAACUUUCAACAUACAAAGGGAAGCUAGACAUGGCAUUGGAAGAGGCAAAGCAGGCACAGGCAGACAAGCUUUCUGCUGAACAAUUUAUACAACGUAAAGAGGCAGAGUUAACAGCAGAUGCUGAGCGUACCCUAGAUGAAGUCAGGUAUCGCCUUGGAGCUGAGCUUAAACAGAUAGAAUUAAGACUAGAGAAAUCUUACCGUGACCGUGAAAGAGAAGAAGAGGCAACUCUGGAGGCAAGGAGAAUUGCAGAGGCCGCAGACAGGCAUGCCCAGGAAACGCAAGCUCGUCUAGAUGAAGCGCUGGCUCGGUUGGCAGCCUUUUCUCGUUCCAUGUCAUCCCUGCAAGAUGAUCGUGACAGAGUUCUGGAUGAAGCCAAGCAGUGGGAAAAUCGUUUUCAUAGUGAGUUACAAGAAAAAGAGGCUGAUGUUCGAGAAGCAGAGACUCGCGCUAAAGAACUUGCUGAACAACUCCAGAGGGAGAUGACCCAAAAAGAGGAGCUGCAGAGUUUAUUGGAAAGAACGCAAAAGGGAGAAGAAAACCUACAACUAGAGCUGUCUUCAGUAGAGAAGAAGCACAAUGAAAGCCUUGCUGCUCUUGAAAAAGAAAGAGAGGAUUUGCAGCAGAAGCUCACUCUGGUAGAGAUCAACCUUUCCCAAGCUCAUUCCCAGCUUGCUAGCCUAGAGACUGAGGCAGAGGGACUACGGCACCGCACAAAAGCUCUAGAUGAAGCAGUGGACAAGCUUCGAAAUGAUGCUGUUGAGGCUCGUGCAGUGAUUAAAGAAAGAGAGACAGAGGAAAGGAGACUGUGCUUGAUGGUGGAGCAACUGGAGACAGACCUAGGAUCUUCAAAGAACCUUACUGAAACACUUCAGGUAGCGUUGGGUGAAGAGAAGCGGGAGGUGGAGCUCCUUGGUGAGAAGGAGCAAGCUGUGACACAGGCUGUAGAGGAGGCUAGGAAGGAUGCAGAUGCAAGGGCAGAGAUGGCAGAGAAUGAGCUGGAGAAGAGGAGAGAGGAGUUGCGUGGAUUAGAGGAGAGACUUCGUAAGGCUGAGGAGGACACCUUUCAGAGCAGAGCUCAACUGGAGUCCUUUACCAAGGCUAUGGGCUCUCUGCAGGAUGACAGAGACAGAGUUCUUAGCCAAUACAAGCAGCUUGAGGAAAAGCACCUCCAGGUUAUGAUGGAGAAGGAUAGCCUAAUUCAGGAGGCUGCAGGUGAAAACAACAGGUUAAAGGAGGAGCUUCGAGCCCUGUUGUCACAGCGGGAUGACCUCAAUGCUGAUAAUGCCAAGUUGGCUGCCCAGCUUCAUGGCUACAGAAAUGACCUGAACCAGGUUCUUACUAUGAAGGACUCCCAGCACAAGCAGAUUCUUGCUACCCAGGUAGAGCGCAUCAGUUUCCUAGAGAGAGAAAGGGAAGAUCUUGUGAACCACAUUCAAGCUCUUGAAAGAGACAUUGCACAAGGCAAGGCACCACUGCUGGAGCAGGAAAACUCGAGCCAGGCUAGUGAAGGAAGCGUUGAUAAGCAAGAUGCACCAGGGGCAGAAGUGGAAAAACUGAGGGAGCAGCUCCAAGCUGCCAGAAAACGCAUUACUAAUUUGGAAGAAACAUUGGAAUUGGAAAAGGAGACCCAGACAGUCCACAGCAAAGAAUUAAAAGAGCUGCAAUGGGAAGGUUGUGUUUUACGAACUGAAGCUGAAACAGCUGAGGAGAGGGUGGCGGAGUUGGCACGAGACCUAUUAAUGAUGGAGCAACAGCUUCUGGAGGAGAGAGAAGCAGUCUCUCAGCUUCGAGUUCAGAACCAGUCUUUUGGUCAAGCCAUGGCCACUCUGCAGGAUGCAAGAGAUCAGGCUGUCAAUGAAGCUAAGGAACUGCGCCUCAGGUUUGAUGACAUAAACCGGACAGGUCAUGCCAUUUCUUCCCCAAGUGACUCAAAAGGAGAAGUGUGGAGCCUAAAAAAUGCCCUGUCAGCAUUGCAAAAUGACAGGGAAAGAAUGCUGGAACAGAUGCAAGUGCAACGGUCUGAGUUGGAUCGACUCACUCAGGCUCUGGAAGCCGAGAGAAGAAGAGCAGUGGAGCGAGACGAAAAGGCACAACUGAGCAGCAGAGAUGUUCACAUGGACAGUGAUAAACAAGAACUGGAAAUGCUUAGGCUUGAGAGGAUGGACUGGCAGGGCCAGGCCGAGCUCUUGAAGCAGCAGACCCUGACUACCCUCUCAGCCAGGGACCAACAGAUUCGCCAGCUUACUGCCAUGCUGGAGGAAGUACAGGCAUCAAAAUUACAGCACCAGCACACACAAAGACAGGGAAGACUUGCAUUAGAUGCUGCCCCCGGUGGCCCUCUAGAGCACAACGAAGGAUACAAAGCAGAGUGCAUUGAGCUCCAGAGAAGGUUGGAUGAGGAGUCAGAACUGAGACUCAGAAUAGAGGAGCAGCUCAUUGCCACAGAGGAUCGCCUCAAACGCUAUACACAGGGGGAGUGGCAGACACCAUCUAUGAUGUCAGAGACGGCUGUUCUUAUUGAGCCACAAGAGGGCGCUGUUACACGGACUCGUAGUGGUGGACCUGGGCUGCUGCGGAUGUUGAGGGUUGCCUUCUGUUCCCGCCAGCGCACCCCUCUGCUGGUGUCACUGUAUCUGCUGACUGUUCAUGUGCUGCUGCUGCUAUGCUUUGGAGGAUAUCUGUGAGAGAGACUCAUCAUGCUUUAGUGAGACAAAGAGAGACGGUUACAUACAAACUCACUUGUUAAAACAAAUGAACACAUCAUAUAACAGGGUUAUUAAUUUAACAUAUUUCCUUGCUUAUUUACCAAAGUUACAUUUGAUCUGUUUGUUUGUUUUUUUAUCAGAGAGCUCUGACGAAAAUAAUUUCCACCCAGUUUUAAUGGGGCUUAUCCAGACUGGUAACACUAGAGCACUACCUGCACUUCCUCUAAAACAUUAUUUACCCUUUAAGAAUGACUUCAUUAAUGAAGGAAUCGUUAAAUUAUGUAGGUGAAGUUGACAUGGACACAGUGUCAGCAUCUUUUUUCUGUCUUAACAUGGUUUUGAAAUUGCAUAACAGUAGACAAACAGGCUACAUUCCACUUUUCUGUAAUGAUUUUUCUUGGUGUGUCUAUAUCUGCAUAAUGUCAUCUUACUCAGAUGUGAAGUAAUGGCAAAGCUGACAAAGAUACUGUACUUGUUUGCAUGGCAAGACGUAAGAAGUUUGUCUUAGUGUGCUGACUGUUUCUCUUUUAUGGCAGAUUCGUUUGCCAGCUUGGUGCAAUACUGUCAUUUAUUUUUGUUUGUUUUAAUUUUUGUUGUUUUUUCCAGUUUGUUUGUUUGUUUUUUGGAGUUACUUUUUUUUUUUUUUUUAAACACACUAAAGUUUCAUCUGGACGACUAUUACAUGCAUUCACCCUGAUUCAAGGCUCAAAUGAAAUAAUUCAUACUUGCAUAAAUUCCUUGCCAAUUUCUGUUUUGUUUCCGUUUAAUAUACACUUCAAGUGUUUCAGGUUCUACUCAAUUUCUGAGCCAGAGACAGAUUUCCUAUUCUCACUUCACUCCUGUCCCUCUGAUCUGUUUGGGCUGUACAGGGCUGGAUUAGAUUGUGAUACAAAUGUUGUCACUACUUACAGUGAGAUUUGAAGCACAGCCCUGUGAGUGUUUAAUCUGUAAAAUCUGUGUAAAUGAUUAUUUCUCUCCCUCCUGCUACCCUGUUGUAGCAGCUAUUUUUUGGAAAUAAAGUCUAUUUAUGGGAAGACACGCA